GUUGUGCCGAGCUGGCAGGCCGCAACAACAGACACUCCAUUCCACAGUUGGUUGCAGUGCGAGUGCAGUUCACGCCGUCGUGUAGUGUGUGUGUUUUGUGUUAUUCUGCGUUAACAUUUGUCUGGAUUACUAACUAUUGAAUCCAGUUAGAAGUUGUGCGCUAGUAACAGUUGGAGAAAUGUGAAGGAAACCGAUUUAAAAAUAAGUAAUAACGUGAACUUCUGUUGCUUGAAUAUAAUUAUAAAUCUUUUAUUUGAAAGUGCACGUGAAGUUUUAGUUGAAAUUGUUCGUUAUCGGUGCCUAGAAUAAUAGGAAGUGAACGCAAAUCAUGAGUAAGGAUAUAACAUUCUCCGAUUGGUCCGAGAAAUUGGACUCUGGAACCAAUCAUUGGCUGCCAGCUUAUGGAUUUCAACAGCCAAUCCAAUUGCAGGAAGCAUUUCUACAGCAGCAUGAGAGAAACUUGGAUUUAAUCAAUAAUGACACAGUGUCACAGCAGCAGGCGUACUUAUUCCUGGAGACCAUUUUGGAGGAGACAUCGGACGACCUGCGCAGUGAGUCGGACUACUCGGGACCAGCAGGCUGGCCUGACACCGACUCUGAGACCGAGAGUGUCAUCCAUGUUGCACCUCUUGGCGCAGCAGCUUGUGCGGAAUGGGCGGGCUCCGAACGGGACCUGGCCGUGCCGAAGAAACGCCGCCGGCGGCAGCUGAACAACGACCCCGGAGUGCAUGACGAGGAUGACGACGACCUCCUCCACCCGCCUCAUGACGUCCUCUCAUCCCGGUCCAGCAGUUUGCUGCAGUUUGAAACCUUGGAAAGGCACUGCGAAGACAUUUUCAAAACCGAACAACGCUCAUCACCGUCCGUCCACUCCAACCUCAGUUUCGAUUCUCUAGAAAAAGACAGAUGGAGAUAUCGAUCCGGAUCUCAAGACAGUCUAGAAGACGAAGCCUCAAGUAUGACGUCAUCAUGUGAGUCUAGCAGCGAAGUUUCGAGCUCUGACGACGAAGCAUUGAACAGAUCGUUCUCCUCGAGAAGUGGAAGUAGUAGUUUUCGAUCUUCCACUGGUCUUCGAUCCUACCACAGUUUCGACAGUUUAAACUUGUAUCAACAGUAUGACAAACCUGAAGGUUCUCUGUUGAGUGGUGAAUUUUCUCAAAGCCUCAACAACAACUCGUUGCCUGCUGAAGAAACGCAUGAGGCGGCACCGACGUGUACAGCUCGUGGCAUGUAUAAAACCGUUGAAUGUCUCACUGAAAUCCCUGUCCAUGGUUGUGGACGACAAACGAUAACUUCCACGUGUAAAACCGAGGAUUCAUUAGUAAAGAAUGAAGAUAAAACUCCUGCUAAGGGUACCCAGAGAUCGUCGGAGAAUUUGAGUGAGGAUAGUGGAUUCGGCGAGCAUAUACCGAGAGGUUCAUCGAAUAAUCUAUCUGCUCGCUCUGUUAAAGUUUAUCCGAUCGCUGAGGAUGAAUACGAUACUUGUGAUUCUUAUUAUGCCGACAUUAGCCGGGAGUCUAAAGAUGUUACGGGGUGUCAUAGGAAGGAAGAGGAGAGUAUGAGAGAGCAGGAGGUGGUUGGUGUAAUAGAAGAGGAAGAUGAAGAUGAUGAGGGCGAGGACGGGAUGAUCAUAAGGAGAGUAGGAGAGGAUGAUAAACGCGAGUGGAAAAAGUCGUCGUCAAACGGACGGUGUGACGCUGUGGCUAAAUUUAGCGAUAGCGGUGUGUGGCAGAGUGCGCCCGACCUACUGUCAGCCCAGUGCCGGCCCCAACUGUAUGGCGCCCCGUUCGUGUCUACUUCAGCUCUCGUCGUGAACUUUGUGCAGCGCGGUGUCCGAGACGAUGACGAGCCGUCUCUAGUCGAACACGAAUCCAAGCCACUUCUUUCCCCCUCGCCCUCGCCACAAGUAUUAGCUAGUGAUUUGCCCAACAUGGCCUCCCGAUUGCCCGUAGUCAGCACGCCUGACCUGUUUUUGGCGACCCACGACCUCCUUGAGAUUGAAAAACGCAAUACUCUGCUGAAGAACUUCCGCAACUCGACGGUUUCACUGUCAGGAGACGCGCUGUUGGAGAGCGAGCGCAGUAGUGGUCCACCCACGCACAACAAGAAGACAGGCAGUGAGGGCAGGCUGAGCCGCAACUCGAAAGGAGGCUCGCGAGGAAGUAAUAUUAUGAUAACGACCAGUUUUGUGAACCUGACGCCGGGCGGCAGCACAAAGGGCGUGCACUUUUGCCCGGUGGUGUCGGAGGUGAGCUGGAGGGACACCAGCGAAGACAGCUGCUCGUCGCAGGACGAGGCGGAGACCGAGAGCGACCACGUGACCUCAGCAAUCAAGCGGUUCAGUGCUUGUGGUGGUGGAAAGUACGGUACUAGUGGCAGCAGCGUGUCAGUUGCCGUUCAGACAGCCAUGGAGCCGCUCAAUCGGCAUUCACCAAGUGCCAACGAUAACCACAGUGCUUCCAAGUUGCCUCCUAUAAGUGCCUCCUCUAACAAUGCCUCCAGUCAAGUGCCUAAACAGAAGCCGGGUCGGUUCGGCGGCUUUUUCCAGCGUUUCUCUCUGCGACGCCUCAGCGGUAAGAAGGCCAAGGACAAGCGACGCCCGCCGCUAGUGUCGACGUCCGUUAGCACCCAACCGCCCCCAACCACCACCCCCGACUCUGACCAAGUACAGAUCAUUCCCCUGCACCCGCCUCCGCCUCCCUCACCACCACCACACACCACCUCUGUUGCCGCCUCCAAGCCGCCCCUUCCGCGCAGACGCGACUCACCAGUCGGGGGCGGUUCACCAGGGCUCAGUAGUGCCAUGACCACUGCCGCCGCUCGCAACCACCGCGGCCUCCUCGAGACCGACCUCGACUCCGAUCUCACCAAGAAGACCCGCAGCCUGCUCAACCUCGAGGAUGGCAUGAAGCCCUCUCCCUCGCACCACCUGCCGCCUCGUGACGAGCUCACCCGCGAUGCCGAGACUCGUGCCAAAUCCAUGGAGUUCCUGCUCGACAAGGACAACCAAGCUGCUAUUAAGCCGCCGGAGAAUGAGCUGCAGAAGGUGGGCGGCGCAGACCGUGUGAUGUCCGAACACCAGCUGCGCGUGCAGCGUUCGCUGCAGCGACUGAACGUGCCCGACUGGUACAAGAACAGUACUCUGCCGCAACAGGGCUUCCUGCUCAAGAAGAGACACAGCGACGCCGCUUCGACGCUGGGCGGCUGGCAGGGCCUCGGCUCCAAGACCACGUCACUCUCCAGUCUCGGAUCCAGUCAGUCAGCGGUUCCACGUAGUCCAACUGGUGGCGAGGUAGUGAGCCCAAGCCCGACGCCGCACGUGGGCUUUACGCGAUGGAGCACGAGUCGCCUGAACUCAGCUGCCACCUCCACAUCGACGUCACCCUGUGGUUCAGCUCGCUCGUCGUUCAACUGCCGGCAGCCCUACCUCGGCUGGCGAUCGCAGGAGCGGCUCACUCGUCCGCCCCGCACGCCCGCCGAACGCCUUGCCGCCGGCAUUCUCCCACAAAAACCAUCGGCUCAGAACACGCCAAACCUGAACGAGGUGCGGACGUCGAUCAAGGAGGUGACGUCGGCGAUCGUCCACUACGUGUCGGGCACGGGCAGUCGCACCGCAACCGGCGACUCCAACGACAGACUGUCGCCUGCCCUCGGCCGUCACUGGGACCGCGACAACAGCUCAUCCAGGUCGGCUUCGCCACGUGGCAGCACAGGACGUCUAUGCUGGCUGGAGAGCUCGUUUGUGGGCAGCCGCCCCCUCGAAGUGCCAGAGACCCCGCUUGGGCCGCCGACUGCCUCCAACUGCACCAACAAGGGCCACGACCUCUACCUAGAUCUAAGCACCAAUUCCCAGCUGCAGCGACCACAUCUCAAUGGUGAGCUGUUACUCUCUUCACUUUGGCAUCUCAAGAAAGUCACAAACAAUAUAUUUGGAGAUAUGGGUGACCAAGCUGAUGAGGACAGCCUGCUCGACUACCACUCGUCGACACUCGGCCGCACUCGGCCGAGUCCCAGCUCGACCACAAUGGAUGACGUGCUCGACUCACUGCUCGGCCUCCCCUCCACCUCCCGCUCACCCUCCCCCUCUCCCGCCCCCACCACGCGGCGCUCCUGCGGCGACCUGAGGACGCGCUCCGACCUCCCAGAGUCAGCUAGCCAUGGGCCAAACCCCUGCGAGAAGACAACACGACGUGGCAGUGAGGGUGGCAGUGAGUCACGACUGCACGUGAUCCGCGGAGGGCGACGGGUGUCGUUCGACGUGGAGGGGGGCGAGGAGGGGCAGGUGAAGUGUCGCUUCGCCAAGUGCGGCAAGACGGCGUCAGUCGCCGACGCCAAGAACACGUUCAAGACGUGUCACAACUGCGCACACGUCUACUGUUCAAGGGAGUGUCGCCGCGCUCACUGGGAGAAGCACCGCAAGACGUGUCUGCAUUCACGGGUCGGCGCCCUCUGUCGCCGGGUGCUGUCUAGCAUUAAGGACGACUCGGAAACUCUCCACCAUGUCUCAGUUCUGGCUAGAAGAGGCUUUCUGGCUCGCGGACGUGGUGCAGUCAAAUGCUUCUUCUCAAGCCCCGAACAAGCGGAGAAAUUUGUAACGCACGGCUUAACAGAUUUGGGGGAGCCAACGUUUGUGCGAUGGGCUGACCUACUGCCAGGCGAGAUGGGACCAGAACUGUACUCGGAAUUGUUGAAGCUGUGCAAGGCCUACAACCCCGACACGCGGUUCGUGAUCUAUGUGGCGGUGUGUGUCAUCAGCGAGGUGCCCACCACGGGUGCAGUCAAGUGGGAACGACAACUGGUGUCGCGCUGCACCAAAUUCAAACUCAGUCGGCCAUUGUUGGCACCAGCUAAACAACAAUCGGCACAGAAUAUCAGCAGGGACAGUGACGACCCUGAGACGUUGAUCCUGACUUCGUUGCCCGGAUGCCAGGAGCAAGCCAUCCAACGAGCGAGGCAAGUGAGCUUCACUAACAUUCAGCGUCACUUGCGACAGCGAGGCGUCAGCCUGCGCCGUCACUUCCCCGAGGUCUACCAGCGACUGUGUGCCUACGUGGAGGGCUCUUCCGAACGUUUCACCCCCGUCACCAUCUACCCACGUGACUCAGCCACCGGCAAAAGCUUCAUGUGCAUCAUCAUGCCUGACGCCGAACCCGAAAAACUACAACUGCUACCAACCGAUAGCACUCGUGUUCAAACUAUCGAUAUUAGUCUCGAGCCACAACCUCAGGCUAAUUGA
Molecule: messenger RNA, 5236 nt
Organism: Nilaparvata lugens (brown planthopper)
Lineage: Eukaryota; Metazoa; Arthropoda; Insecta; Hemiptera; Delphacidae
Exons: 11
Coding region: 329-5236 (1635 amino acids)
Biological process (GO): cell-cell junction organization
Cellular component (GO): apical junction complex; plasma membrane
Source: RefSeq, a predicted model, not a curated record